Messenger RNA from Exophiala dermatitidis NIH/UT8656, 1641 nucleotides. RefSeq lists its product as uncharacterized. The record is from RefSeq and is a predicted model, not a curated record. The transcript has 2 exons. Gene Ontology annotation, cellular component: cytoplasm. The coding region runs from base 210 to 1355 and encodes 381 amino acids. Lineage: Eukaryota; Fungi; Ascomycota; Eurotiomycetes; Chaetothyriales; Herpotrichiellaceae.
GAGUUGAUGACUUCAUUCCCAUUCUAUUGGCACUGCCCUGCGUUUCCCGUUCCAUUGAGCUGAGAUACAAUGCACUGGAUUUCACUCACUCAGGCUGUGUCUUCUGCCUUUUCUUCCAUCCCGGCACUGAUCGCACACAUCCUAUAUCCAUCUACCGUAGUAUACAAUUGAAUUGCCCUUCUCAAGUCCAACGCCUGCAACCGUCAAAGAUGGAGUCUGCGAGCGAUAAGGAUUGGGCUUCCAAAUACCUUCUCGACCCUCUGAAUGCCCCCGAGCCGUCGCAAGAAGAUGGACCAGGUAACACAUUCCGGCCCGGUGCCACAAGUUCCUCGGCUCAGACGCCGCCGUCGUCAAAGACCACGCCGAACCGGCGACUGUCGAAGACGAACCCAUACCGCAAGGACUCUCCAACCACCACCACAACGGAGAUUCGACGAAGCGUCUCGAUGCACAGCAAGACCAAUGGCCACGGGGGCAAGGAUCAUUCGCGCACGUCGUCUGCUGCAUCACCGACGAUGCGUCAGUCUCCACAGUCACAAUCGCAACCGCAUUCCCCUCGGUCUCCCAGUCAUCGACAAGAAGCAUUUGGCGGCGACAGCACGCCCACCGGAAGCGGGCGGCGCCGGGGAAGUUCACUGUCUGAGCGGUACCCUGGUGAUAAGUCUCACCGGCCGUUGGAUCUCCUGAUGAAGGAAAAGGCCACCGCAGACCGUGCGCGCCAUGCAACCAAAAAGCAUCAUAUCCCCCCGGAUAUCAUCGACAACCUUGACCACAGCGGAGGUGCCGCAUGGCAUCAUGGAGGUCCAUAUGAUGCCACGCUGUAUGCGCGGAAUAACUCGUCCAACCCAAUCAGCUCGCCCGUUGCCGCAGUCGCCGAGUCCAAUGCUGAAACACUCAAGGCCACGCCGAAGGAGAAAAUCAUUGACAGCGUUGUGCGCCAUCGACCACUCGAUGGCGUGGCCGUCUAUCCACCGGGAUCGCAGGAUCCCAUGGGCAACAAGUACAGUUACGAGGAAGGCGACAACAUGAUGAUCGCCGCUGACCCCGAAGGUGGUGCCUACAAGCGGUGGCCGGGCAUUCAGUAUGAUCCCGAAGAUGUCAAAGGCAAAGGCGAACCCAGCUAUAGUAUCGAAAAGGCUCUGAAGGAACACCACAUCAGCGACGACACGGCUGGUAACGAAGGCAUCGAGAUGAAGACUCGGCAUCGCAGCAGCGGCAGCGGCAACAUCCCCGUCGAAGGUGACUGGGAGGAUGGCGAAGGAAAUGUGAGACGGAGUGGCAGCAUCAAGAGGCUUAGUGGUGGGCUGAAGAAGAGGUUUGGUAGUAUCAAGAGAAGAAGCCACCAUGCAGAAUAAGCAAUGUGUCCAGCUCCCAACGAGACGAAGGGAAAACGGCUAUGGAUCGUGGCCUUGUAAUUUUGAGUAUAAGGGUUCUCUGGGAAGGCACACGUUUGGAUAAUAGAACUCGGUCAUGGCGGCGGUAUAGCACAGAACACGCACAACAGACGAAGCUGGGGGCCCAGGAAGUACUACUUCUAUUCAAGUUGGUGUAAAAACAGGAAUUCAAUGAUAAUGUUGCUCUUGAUAAACUAUGUCUGGUUUUAUAUCCUCUAUGGAGGCAAGGCUUAGGGGCUACGAUCAC